This is a messenger RNA of Theileria parva strain Muguga, 570 nucleotides long. RefSeq lists its product as uncharacterized. The record is from RefSeq and is a predicted model, not a curated record. Lineage: Eukaryota; Apicomplexa; Aconoidasida; Piroplasmida; Theileriidae. Bases 1 to 570 code for a protein of 189 amino acids. The transcript has a single exon.
AUGUUGUUGUCUGGGUUAGUUUGUGCUUUAGUCGCUGCAAGCGUAGCUGCAGAUCCAUUUCUACUAAAUGCUGACUUGCUUGCUAGGGGACAUCCAAAAUUGGCAGUUGUCCACCAUGCCGCUCAUACUGCAAACGCAGGAACAGGUGCUGUUGGUGAAUCACACCUCAGAUACUUGUUCUUGGUUCCCGUCGUUGACCAUAGAUCCCACCUUGGAGAUGGUUUGGCAUCUGGCCCUCUAGGACACGCACCAGUUGUACACAAGGCCUUGGUUCCAGACUUUGCCGCUGGUGAAUUGAUGACUGAGUUGGUCGGUCUCUCAGACUGCAAGACCUGGCAUGCAGCUUUGGUCGGUGUUUGGGGACCCUCUGGACACCACUUCAAGCAUGUUGUAGCAGUAAAAGGCCUUGACGGCAAAUUUGUAGUUACCGCCCUUGCUGAUCUUGGCAAGUUGGUUGAUUUUGUAAAGGGCAAGACCAACCAUGAGCACGUUAAGGCAUUAUUUGCCAAGGGUGUCGCAGGACACGAACUCCUUCACAGAGUUCACGACGCAUUCGCUGCAAUGCUUUAA